GGUCUUCCAGCCUAUGACACACCUGAAGUGUUUGGUCUCCACCCAAAUGCAGACAUAACAUUUCAGAGUAAACAGGCUAAAGAUGUGCUGGAUGCCAUUCUCAAUAUUCAGCCAAAAGACAGCUCCUCAGGAGGAGGGGAGACCAGAGAGGCUGCGGUGUCCAGACUGGCUGACGACAUGCUGGAGAAACUGCCUCCUGACUACGUACCAUUUGAAGUACAGGAGCGUCUUCAGAAGAUGGGUCCCUUUCAACCCAUGAACAUCUUCCUCCGCCAGGAGAUUGAUCAGAUGCAACGGGUCAUAGCUCUGGUCCGAAACACUCUAAUGGACCUCAGGCUGGCAAUCGAUGGGACGAUCAUCAUGAGCGAGAACCUGCGUGAUGCUCUGGACUGCAUGUAUGAUGCACGCAUUCCUGCACGCUGGAAGAAGGCAUCAUGGGCCUCCAGCACCCUGGGGUUCUGGUUCACAGAGCUGCUUGAGCGGAACCACCAGUUCCAGGCUUGGAUAUUUGAGGGCCGACCUAACUGCUUCUGGAUGACGGGCUUUUUCAACCCGCAGGGCUUCCUGACAGCAAUGAAACAGGAGAUUACUCGCGCCAACAAAGGCUGGGCCUUGGACCGCAUGGUGCUGCGUAACGAGGUAACCAGGUGGAUGAAGGAUGACAUCAACAACCCGCCUGGAGAGGGGGUGUAUGUGUACGGUCUCUACCUGGAGGGGGCCGGCUGGGACCGCCGCAACUGCAGACUUGUAGACUCAAAGCCCAAGGUUCUCUUUGAGAUGAUGCCGGUGAUCAGGAUGUACGCAGAGAAUAAUGGAGUGAGGGAUCAACAGAACUAUUCUGCUCCAAUUUACAAGAAGCCAGCAAGAACAGACUUGAACUACAUUGCAGCUGUGGAUCUUAAAACUGUGUUUCCUCCAGAGAAAUGGAUCCUCAGGGGUGUGGCUCUUCUCUGUGAUGUUAAAUAAUUUCUUCAUGUUUAUUAUAAAUAUAACACAAUAAAAUUGUUGCAUUUGAAAAUAAG
This is a messenger RNA of Cyprinodon tularosa, 1022 nucleotides long. RefSeq names its product dynein heavy chain 5, axonemal-like. Gene Ontology annotation, biological process: microtubule-based movement. Gene Ontology annotation, cellular component: dynein complex. Lineage: Eukaryota; Metazoa; Chordata; Actinopteri; Cyprinodontiformes; Cyprinodontidae. The transcript is spliced from 5 exons. Gene Ontology annotation, molecular function: dynein light intermediate chain binding; minus-end-directed microtubule motor activity; dynein intermediate chain binding. The annotation marks the transcript as partial. The record is from RefSeq and is a predicted model, not a curated record.